Messenger RNA from Austrofundulus limnaeus, 2195 nucleotides. It is a transcript of the gene adamts15a, whose product is annotated as ADAM metallopeptidase with thrombospondin type 1 motif, 15a. Lineage: Eukaryota; Metazoa; Chordata; Actinopteri; Cyprinodontiformes; Rivulidae. Gene Ontology annotation, biological process: extracellular matrix organization; proteolysis. The record is from RefSeq and is a predicted model, not a curated record. Gene Ontology annotation, molecular function: zinc ion binding; metalloendopeptidase activity.
UAUAAAUGGAACCAUAUGUAAAGUGGUACCAAAGGUUUUAAUCUGCAAARUACUUUGUAAAUGUUACAUGCAGUUUAUUCUGAAGCAAUGGAUUUAAGAGGCUAGAUUGUUAAAAUCACAACUUCAGUAAAUGUUCCGUCACAGAGUUUUUGUAUCAUUGCUCUCCAACAUUGCACAAGUCAGUCUCCUCUUUCAAUUUUCUUGUCCACUAGAUGUCGCGUGUGUUUCACAUAACACAACUCCCGACGCUCCAACGCAGCUUUUGUUUAUUCCUGCAGAAACCUUAAGAUGCGCCAACAUGUUGCAUGAUUUGUGCCAUAUUUAAAUWGACUUUUUACAUAAAUAAUCACCACUCUUAUGACCCAUUUUCACGUGCAGUUAAAUGUUCUUUCCAUUUUCACACCGGACCCAAAAGUACAGGCCUAUGUGCGGAUGUGGCAGAAGCUUCUCAUUGUGCAAAAUCAGAUUAAUUUAUGUCGUUGAGGUGAUGCGUAACAGGCCAUGAUGUUUGCACAGUUUCAGUUGUGGCAGAAAAAAGAAAAAGAAAAAGCGCAUCCAAUGAGCGCCUCCAGAGACUGCCCCCACAGCAACAGGGAGAUUGUGUUUCCAUAUUUUCACGCAUAAAGUUCUGAGAAGGCAGCAGCCUGACUCAGUCCUCACAGGUGGAAGAUGAAAAUGGGUCAUGACCGGGAGGGGUUUCCUCUGAGUGGACGUGUCCAACCGGCGUCUUUCUAAACCGCGCGCGCCMUCUGGAUCAUGGUCUUCCUCCAGAUCUGUGGCUCUCACAGCUUCCACUGAGCUCAACCCAUUUUUUUUGUUCACUUUGCUGAUUUUUGCAUUCUUUGUCGAAUGCAAACACAGUCAUGUUGAUCAGAACAGCUGCUCUCCUCUGCGGUGCGCUCUCGCUGCUCAAGUCCGUUUUCUGYAUGGAGAGUGAGAUCUGCUUCCCGGUGAGGCUGGAUUCCACUGACAGGAGGAAUUCUGACAACGACGUGGAGAUCAGUGAUGCAAAAUGUGUCAUAAAGUUAAAAGCUUUCCAGCAGGAAUUAGUGAUCGACUUGCAGCAAGACUCGAACUUUAUCGCGCCUUCCCUCUCCGACCAAGACGCGUUCUGGCUCCCCAACGCUGACGCGAGCUCAGGGCUGAGCCGGUGCUUUUACUCCGGAUAUGUAAACGGUGACAGGUAUUCCUACGCGGCUCUAAGCCUCUGUAAAGGUUUAAACGGCGCCUUCGGCUUCCAGGGCUGGGAGUAUUUCAUCAGUCCCGUGCGGAAUGACACCCGGAGCGCGCAGGUGGCGCACAUCAUCAGGCGCAGAACCAGCAGCAACCUGAAGCGCGGCUCAGCCUCCAGGUGCGCAGUGGACAGCGAUUUAAGCCUCUCAUUGGCGCAGUCGCUGGAGAAGUACAAACAACUCACGGACCAUGAGAGCGCGAACGAAACGAUGCUGAGGAGGAUGGGGCGAGCCAAGAGGUUCGCCUCGGUGCCCAGGUACGUGGAGACGCUGGUGGUUGCGGACGAGUCCAUGGCGCAUUUCCACGGGGACGAGCUGAAGCACUACCUCCUGACGCUGAUGUCGGUCGCGGCGCGGCUGUACAGGCACCCCAGCAUCCUCAACUCCAUCAGCAUCACUGUGGUGAAGAUUAUUAUCAUCUCAGAGGAGGAYAAAGGACCCAAGGUGUCCGGGAACGCAGCCAUGACGCUGCGGAACUUCUGCACCUGGCAGAAAAAGCUGAACAAAAACAACGACAAACACCCGGACUACUGGGACACAGCGAUUCUUUUCACCAGAGAGGACCUGUGUGGAGCGUCCACCUGCGACACUCUGGGUAUGGCGGACGUCGGCACCAUGUGCGACCCAAAGAGGAGCUGCUCGGUGAUUGAAGAUGACGGCCUGCCUUCGGCCUUCACCACUGCUCAUGAACUUGGUCAUGUGUUCAACAUGCCGCAUGACAACGUGAAAGCCUGUGAAGACGUGUUUGGGAAACUGCAGGACAACCACAUGAUGUCUCCCACUCUUAUUCAGAUCAAUCGCACCAGCCCCUGGUCCCCCUGCAGCGCYGCCAUUAUCACAGAGUUUCUGGACAGCGGGCACGGGGAUUGUUUGCUCGACCAGCCUCAGAAGCCUUUAGUUCUUCCUGAGAUUCUUCCCGGAUCAUCCUACAGCCUCAACCGUCAGUGUGAGCUGGCCUUCGGA